CUACCCUGAGCUCGGUGUGAGUCUGUGCGCGCGCGACCUGAGGAUUGGUGGAUGAUGCCACGUGAGCUGGAACAGUCAGACCGUUCAGACCGUCACCUCUGCGCGUUCAACACUCCGCCGCUGCCGCCGCCGCCGCCGCCACCGCUCUCCUCCGGUCCUCAUCCACAGACCAGCCACCACAUCUCCGGGGGACGCACGCGCUCAUCUCCGCGGUAAAAACAGACAGAAAUCCCUCUCUGUUUCUCCACCUGCCCGGACCGAACAGCCCUCAUCAUGUCUAAAGGCACAGUGGUUCUGGCCUACAGCGGCGGACUGGACACGUCCUGCAUUCUGGUUUGGCUGAAGGAGCAGGGCUACGAUGUCAUCACCUACUUGGCCAACAUCGGGCAAAGUGAGGAUUUUGAAGCUGCGCAGAAAAAGGCAGAAAUCCUCGGAGCAAAGAAGGUUUUCAUUGAGGACCUGCGUGCACAGUUUGUGGAGGAGUAUAUCUGGCCUGCAGUUCAGGCCAACGCUGUGUAUGAGGACCGCUACCUGCUGGGCACAGCGAUAGCUCGGCCCUGCAUCGCCCGCCGCCAGGUUGAAAUUGCACGCAGCGAGGGCGCCCAGUAUGUCUCCCAUGGUGCUACAGGAAAGGUAAAACAUGGCAUCUCUGUGCCCGUGACUCCCCGCGCACCCUGGAGCAUGGACGCCAACUUCAUGCAUAUAAGCUACGAGUCUGGCAUCCUCGAGGAUCCUAAGAAUCACGCUCCGGACGACCUGUACCUGAUGACCAAGAACCCACAAGAUUCACCCCACAGCCCCGAUCGACUGGAGAUAGAGUUCAGAAAAGGAGUUCCUGUCAAGGUGACCAAUCUGAAUGACGGCUCAUUCAAGGACAUACCCCUGGACAUCUUCUCACUCCUGAAUGAGAUUGGAGGCAUACAUGGUGUGGGUAGGAUUGACAUUGUCGAGAACCGUUUCAUUGGAAUGAAGUCCAGAGGGAUUUAUGAAACCCCCGGAGGCACCAUCCUGUUACAGGCUCAUUUGGACAUCGAGACCUUUACCAUGGACAAAGAGGUCCGACGGAUCAAGCAGGGACUGAGUAUCAAGUUCUCUGAACUCGUCUACAAUGGUUUCUGGUACAGUCCAGAGUGUGAGUUUGUGCGACACUGCUUAGCCAAGUCCCAGGAGAACGUGGAGGGAAAAGUACAGCUGUCCGUCUUCAAGGGUCAGGUCUAUAUCCUGGGACGAGAGUCACCCAAGUCCCUUUACAACGAAGAGUUGGUCAGCAUGGAUGUGCAAGGAGACUACGACCCAUGUGACGCCUCUGGAUUCAUCCGGAUUAACGCUGUCAGGUUAAGGGAGCACCAUCGUUUGCAGGGUUUCUCCAGCACCAAGCAGUAACUGCUGCAACCCGGAUUUUCCUUUACACCUUCCUCUUUCUGCUGUGUCAUAAGAAGUUGUAGCUUAGGACUCCAUUGUUCACCCUCCACCUUCAUUUUUAUUGUUAGUUGUAUUAGCAUUAGCACACCAGACACAAACAUUAGAGUCUAACCAAUGUUGAUUUUUUUGGAGCCAAUGCCAAUACCGAUAUAAGUGAGUAAAAAUCCAAAUACAAUUAUAUAUUGGUUUCCUGGGUGGAAAGGUGUGAAAAAAGAAAAUGUGAGUUGAAGUAGAAUAUUUCCUGAAUUUGUCUGGUUCUUGGAAGUUUAAACAUUUACAAAUGAUUUGUUGUAGAAAUAAAAUAGUAAAUUGGG
Molecule: messenger RNA, 1736 nt
Organism: Paralichthys olivaceus (Japanese flounder)
Lineage: Eukaryota; Metazoa; Chordata; Actinopteri; Pleuronectiformes; Paralichthyidae
Source: RefSeq, a predicted model, not a curated record